Messenger RNA from Cololabis saira (Pacific saury), 3632 nucleotides. RefSeq names its product NLR family, CARD domain containing 3-like 1 (gene nlrc3l1). The record is from RefSeq and is a predicted model, not a curated record. NCBI's taxonomy places the organism in Eukaryota, Metazoa, Chordata, Actinopteri, Beloniformes, Belonidae.
GGGGCAGUGUGGCAGCCUUAAAAUACCAAAGAAGAAGACGUCAAUGAUGACGACAAUAGUAACGACGAAGAAGAAGAAAGAAACUUCCUGCUGUGGAAGCAGAGUCCUCCCAAAGUGAGGUUCAGACAGGCGACCGUAUCGUUAUACCGGAACAUCAAGCUUCUGCGUUAGUGUUUGUGGAGGCGGUGGUCGACCCGCCUUCUUGAUGAAAGAAUGGAGGAUCAAGAGAUGUCGGACGACUCCUCCAUCGGGGAGGCAGUGUCCGGUAGGGGGGAGCCCGUCUCUGAGGAAGAUGAAAAUCUGUUCUAUAUUCCCGAGAGAAGAGCGUCUCUGGAUCUGGGACAAAGUACGAUGGACACCAGUAACUGGACUUUCGUGGAGCAGGCGUUGACCCCUGCUCAGAGCUACGGGUCCAUGAGUAGUGGGGAAGACAAAAUGGCGGAUGAAGUUGAGUCUGAUACGAGGGUCCACCUGGGCAGAGUAGGUUCGUUCUCCAGCUGCUACUCCGUUGACAGCAACGACUGUGAAAAGAAAACACUCAAGGAUAAAGGCGAGGAGGAUGUCUCGGCGCCCCCUGACGUACCUCAGUUUGACCUGGACCUCCAUGCAGUCGGUCAUCCAUCCCUGACGAUAUCGUUCACUUUCCAGGCCAUAAGUGGGACGCUGGGGAAGCUGUCGCCCGGAGAACUCGACGCGUUCAAGAGGAUGCUCUGGCUCCGUUUCCCACAGUGGUUCACCGCUGCGCCCCAGAGCGUUGACAGGGUGGAUCUGGUGGACAGACUGCUCGAGUGUUUCAGCCUUGAAGCGUCUGUGACGAUGACCAAAGCCCUUCUCAUCGAAAUGGACAAAAACAGGGUGGCUGAAUUCCUCGAGACCAUGUGUAUCAGAAAUGAAGUGCGUUAUGAGCUAAGUGAGGUGCUGCGAAAGGAAUACAGUGAAAUAUGUGAGUCGUCGCCUGCGAGGGGAGAGAAGAGGGCCUUCGAUGAAAUCUACACCGAUCUCUUCAUCUCAUCCAUCAGUGAUAAUGGCCCAAAUAUUGAACAUGAGAUCAUCAAGGUUGAAAAGCUGAACACGAAUCAGAAAGCCGGAGCGCGGAUUCCCACCCAAAACGUUUUUCACAGCGAGGAUAAGAUGAAUGUGAAACUGCUGUUGCUCAGUGGGAGUGCGGGGUCGGGGAAGUCCAUGACCGUGCAGAAGGUCAUCCUCGACUGGACCGAGGGGCGGUCGUACACCAAAUUUAACCUUCUGAUUCCUCUGCCGCUCAGGCGGCUGAAACCGUUCGAAAGUCGUCCUAAAUUGUCCCUGGUGGAUAUAAUAACAGAACUCUACCCCGUAACCACGAAACUAAAACCUGGGGAUUUCAGGGGCGAAGACUGCGAGCUGAUGUUCGUCAUGGACGGUAUGGAUGAGUACUCGGAGGAGCUGGACUUCUGGAACACGGAGCUCCUCUCAGACCCCGAGCAUCACACCACCCUGCCGGUCAUCCUGGUCAACAUGCUGCGGGGGCGGCUGGUGUACCCCGCCCACAUCCUGGUCACCUCUAGGCCCAGACUAAAUCCCUGCAUCCCCUGGGACACGAUGCACGACCACGGAGAUAUCCUUGGUUUCAGUGACCCAGAGAAGGAGGAGUACUUUCAAAAGAGGUUCAAAGAUGGAGGUCAGGCAGCACGAGCAAUCGAGUUCAUCAAGUCCUGCAAAACCCUCCACAUCAUGUGCCACCUGCCGUUGUUCUGCUCCCUGGUGGGCGACGAGUGCCAGCGCGUGUUCACAGAGCAGGCGGCGGGCGCGACACUGCCGAGAGGCAUCACGUACAUGUACACCAAGCUGCUGCUGGAGCUCCUUCGUCGGCGCCGUCCACUCGGAGGACCAGUUUUCAGCCCGGAGGAAGAGAGAGAGUUUCUCUUGAAAUGGGGAAAGUUGGCCUGGACCUUGCUGGAAAAGGGCGAGUUCAAGAUGAACAGGAUUGAGUGGACGGAGCAGGAGACCACCGACGUGGAGGCAGUUCUCAAAACUGGCCUGUGCGUGCAGUACAUCACCACGCCAUUUCUUUUCCACACCGAGAAGGUCCUGAGCUUCCUCCACCCAACCAUGCAAGAGUACCUGGCUGCCCUCUACGUGUAUCUAUCCUUCGCGUGCACAGAGAUUAACGUUCUGGGGCCGAAAGACAUCAAAGCCAAGUUCAAGGUGCUCAAGGGAAAGAAAAUACUGGAUCUGUACAAGUGCGCCGUGGACAGAAGCCAGCAGUGUGAGGACGGCCGGCUGGACGUUUUCCUGCGUUUCCUGUGUGGACUGACACACAGAGCCAAUCAGGAACUUCUGCAGCCGCUCUGCUCCUCGGUAAAGCUUGGAAACGUCGCUGAUGAGGCGGCGGCUCUCAUCAGGAAGCGGAUUAAGGACCGCCGGCACCCCGACAGGAACAGCAACCUGCAGCGCUGCCUGGAGGAGCUGGGUGUGUGAGCCUCCAUGCUAAGGUGGCCUUACACUAGACAUGAUGACAUUUUCUGUUGUUUUACCAACAUAAACACUACUGGGGCUUCUCUUUAGUCUAGGUUUGCUUCACGGCGGGUGUUUGUGGUUAUUUCAGCUUCCAUGUUGGCCUGCAGACUUGCUGCACCAUUCAUCCGUCUCAGGUCAGGUGUUUAUUUCUUUUUCAUGUGAGACUCAAGUGCCGGGGGACGGGUGUUUCAGCCCAGAAACACCCGUUCUUCAUCAUGCUGACUAGUUCUCAUCAUGUCUUUCAACUCAGUUCCAGUGUGACGUGAUUGUUAGCAAAAAGGCAGUAUUUAAUAUCCAUUACCUACUUUCAAGAUAACUGAGCAGACGACAGGCUCAGGACUAAAUCUACUCAUUAUACUUUAUAACAUUCAGAUGUGAGUUUUUUAAAUGAAUUGCUGCAAUCACAAUUAGAGAGUGAUGGUCUUUUUAUUUAUAUGGUUCUCCACCGGGAAAGGGUGGCGUGUCUUCUCCGGGUGGGUGGAGAAGUGUGCAGCGUCCGCAGUUAUGCGGCCGAUGUACUGGACCGUCGUGGUGAAGAAGGAGCUGAGUCGAAAGGCGAAGCUCUCGAUUUACCGGUCAAUCUACGUCCCUACCCUCACCUAUGGUCAUGAACUUUGGGUAGUGACCGAAAGGACAAGAUCGCGGAUACAAGCGGCCGAGAUGAGUUUCCUCCGCAGGGUGGCUGGACGCUCCCUUAGAGAUAGGGUGAGGAGUUCGGUCACCCGGGAGGAGCUCGGAGUCGAGCCGCUGCUCCUUCACAUUGAGAGGAGUCAGCUGAGGUGGCUUGGACAUCUGUAUCGGAUCCUCCUGGAUCCUCCUUAUGGGAGGUGUUCCAGGCAUGUCCCUCCUCCCUAGGGAGGUGUUCCAGGCAUGUCCCUCCGGGAGGAGACCCCGGGGAAGACCCAGGACACGCUGGAGAGACUAUGUCUCUCGGCUGGCCUGGGAACGCCUCGGACUCCCCUGGAAGAACUGGAGGAAGAGCUGGAGGAAGUGUCUGGGGUGAAGGAAGUCUGGGCAUCUCUGCUGAGACUGCUGCCCCUGCGACCCGGUUCCGGAUAAGCGGUGGAAAAUAGAUGGAUGGAUGGGUCUUUUUAUUUGUACAGAGGAUUUGCACUCUAAUUGAAAUCACAGUUUUU